Molecule: messenger RNA, 952 nt
Organism: Cucumis sativus (cucumber)
Lineage: Eukaryota; Viridiplantae; Streptophyta; Magnoliopsida; Cucurbitales; Cucurbitaceae
Exons: 8
Coding region: 116-835 (239 amino acids)
Cellular component (GO): chloroplast stroma
Source: RefSeq, a predicted model, not a curated record
CCAGGUUUUGACGGUUACGAUUCCCGCCACGGCGAGCGAACGGAUAAUGCUGCAGAUUACAGAUUGAGACGACGAGGACCAAAAACCAGUGGCUCACACUUCCCACCUUUCAUCAAUGGCCGCUCUUAGCUUCGGCUUUACCCCCACCACCAUCCACCUACCAUCAACUUCCAUUCGCUCUCGUCGCAUUCCCCAGACCAUAACCUGCGUCGGAUGGGACCCAGAAGGCCUCUUCGGAAAGCCUCAGACCGGUCACAUCGCUCGAAAUGAGUUCAAGAGGCGGCUGGAGAAAGACGCCGAAGCUCGCGAGGCUUUCGAGCGCCACGUUAGGGAAGAGAAAGAGCGCCGUAAAACGCUUCGAGAGUCUCGUGUAAUUCCGGGCAAUGUGACUGGUCUUAUCGAAUAUUUUCUUGAUACUGAAGCUCAGGAUAUUGAAUUUGAAAUCGCAAGGUUGAGACCCAGGCUGAAUGAGGAGUUUUUUUCACGUGUAAAACUUGAGCUGGGUGAGCUUAGAUUUGCCGUUAACAAAACCGAGGCCAUGGAAGAUAGAGUGAUUGAGUUGGAAGCAUUACAGAAAGCCCUUGAAGAAGGAAUAGAAGCCUAUGAUAAAAUGCAAAGGGAACUAGUAAAGGCAAGGGAAGGUUUAACCAAAAUUUUAACAUCAAAGGAUGUAAAAGCUACUUUGCUAGACAUGUUAGAGCGAAAUGAGCUCAAUAGAUCGUUACUCGCCCUUCUGGACGAAAACAUAGCCAAUGCCCAAAUGGGUAACCAGAAACAAGCUGCUGCUUUCAUGGAAAAGGUUCGAGGGGCAGUUCUCAAGUACAUGACAGCUUAGUCUUAUUGAGGUACAGAUUGUGAAUUUUUUUUCAGUUUCUUCUCAACAAUCACAUGUAGGGAACACGUUUACUAAUAUCUUAUAUAAUAAUAAAUUACAUAAUUUUGGUUGAAUUAA